Molecule: messenger RNA, 1855 nt
Organism: Spea bombifrons (plains spadefoot toad)
Lineage: Eukaryota; Metazoa; Chordata; Amphibia; Anura; Pelobatidae
Gene: ZMYND10
Product: zinc finger MYND-type containing 10
Exons: 12
Coding region: 93-1460 (455 amino acids)
Biological process (GO): motile cilium assembly; inner dynein arm assembly; outer dynein arm assembly
Cellular component (GO): cytoplasm; centriolar satellite
Source: RefSeq, a predicted model, not a curated record
AUGGUGCUUAAUAAUGCCGCGCUUGCGCAGAUAGGAAUACGUUUCCCAGGUAACCGUUUAGGUUAGACUUUCGUGUUAGCUAGAACGAGAAGAUGGAGGAAGCACCGGCCCCGGUACUUCUGUAUGGCGAAGCGGAGGGGAUGGUGCAGAGCCUGCAGACUUUCAAAAUAAAGGAUGUCGGCUCAGGAGGGUGGUUCAAACAGCAUGAAUAUAUCGAGAAGCUGAACAUGCAGGCUAUCCUAAAUGCAUCAUCUGGACAAGAGGAGUUUAUCAAAGAGCUGCUUAUCACACGUGAGAAGAUUCCCGCUCUAAUCCAUGAAUUGAUCGGAGUAGAGAUCUGGAAACUGAAAGUGUUCCCUGUGUUGUGCCGACUGACGGACUUCCAGCCCAAAAGUACCUUCCCUCUCUACAUGGUGAUACACCAUGAAGCCACAAUAAUUAACCUACUGGAAACAAUCUUCUACCAUAAGGACGUAUGUGAGUCGGCUGAAGAGCUAGCACUCGAUCUAAUUGACUACUGCCAUCGAAAGCUGACCAUGUUGGUGUCACAGAGCUCUGAAGGGAGCACAGAAAGCCAGGACAGGAUCCUGCCCACUGUUUCCAGUGAGGCAUCAACCUUAGAGGAGCUGAAGCAACAGGCAGAGCACCUGGAAUUUGACAUUGCACUGAAGUGUUUGUCAGUCCUGCGAUAUAUUACUGACCAUACAGACAGCUUACCACUCAGUGUGACCAACCGACUACUUAACACACACAACCUGCCCUGUGUACUGGUGGAACUAAUACAACACUGCCCAUGGAGCCGCCGUCAGAAAGGCCAGCUUCAGAAGUAUGAGAGUGGUCGAUGGUUUCCAGUUCCAGCAGAAGACCAGCUGAAGAUGACAAAGUUGGAUGGUCAGACGUGGAUAGCAUUGUACAACCUUCUGUUAAGGCCAGAGUGUCAACAGAAAUAUAACAUCAAUAAUUUCACAAAGGGUCAGCUACUAAAGCUGCGUUCCUUUCUCACUGAAGUCCUUAUCGAUCAGUUACCAAACCUUGUGGAGCUGCAGCAGUUCCUAAGUCAUCUGUCCAUGAGCGAGCCGGCUGCACCCAAGAAGGAGCUCGUCCUUGAGCAGAUACCAGAGAUUUGGGACUCGAUCAUCAAGGAAAAUUCUGGGAAAUGGAAAGCAUUAGCCAAGUACCAGGUGAAGCAUGCCUUUUCCCCCAGCGAGGAAGAACUGCGUUACCAAGCACAGAGGUGGGCACAAACCUAUAACAUGGAUGUCAUGGAGACGCUGGUGCCGGAUAAACCAAAGUGUGGAUUAUGUGGCUCUGAAGCCCCAAAACGCUGCUCCAGGUGUCGGAGUGAGUGGUACUGCACAAGGGAGUGUCAGGUUAAACACUGGCAAAAACACAAGAUGGCCUGCGACUUGGUGAGUGAGUCUCUGAAGAAGAUAGAAGAAGAUGUGAAAAUGCAGCAAUAAACAUGAUGUUGCACGUGUAUGAUUGACUCAUGCGAAGUCCUUAACCACCCUGUGCCUUUUCAAGUACUUGUGGACACUGGCGUUUGUAUGAACUGCUACUACAAAAAAUAAAUGGCAAAUAUUUAGACAUCAUCAUAUGAUAUACAGAUUUCUGUAUCUCUAGUUCUGGAGACUAACAACGAACAGAGACCUUGGCUUCAGAGAAGAAAAAAUGGGUUUGCUGGAUGGACCUGCAGUGGUCAUGUGAAUAGGCUUUCAUUUUGUACUUUAAAAAAAAAAAAUCCCAACUUUUUAUAAAUCUUGAUACAAUCCUGAUAUUGUGUUUUUGAUAACCUGCAUGCUUGAUCAUAAAGGGUACUUCAUUCACAGCAUAUGAAUAAAACAGAUAAACAUGU